This is a messenger RNA of Scheffersomyces stipitis CBS 6054, 1168 nucleotides long. It is a transcript of the gene SDT1, whose product is annotated as nucleotidase. NCBI's taxonomy places the organism in Eukaryota, Fungi, Ascomycota, Pichiomycetes, Serinales, Debaryomycetaceae. The transcript has a single exon. Gene Ontology annotation, biological process: nucleotide catabolic process; pyrimidine nucleobase metabolic process. Bases 277 to 1140 code for a protein of 287 amino acids. Gene Ontology annotation, molecular function: nucleotidase activity. The record is from RefSeq and is a predicted model, not a curated record.
UCGUCGAAGAAAGAUAUUAAGAGUUUAUUAGAUAGAAAGAACUUGUUGAACCUUUCUAGAACUUUUCAAUUUUUGUUUCUAUUUUUCGAUUUCAGCAUCCAUUUCCAGAUAUUUUUCACUCCUUAGUCAUCUGAACCAUAAUAUAAAUCUAUAAUUCGAUUUCAUCACAACAAAUACUAAAUUUCAUCUUUUUCAAAUACAAAUUUAUACAUGAAAUCAUUCUGAAAACUCAGAAUCUUCUAACCUCUCAGCCCUCACACAGCAGAUCUACACACGAUGACUAUUUCAAAACUCGAAGUCCAGACGAAUCCCGUUCACUACACCAACCCAGAGCUCACGGAACAGGAACAACUUCCAGGAACUAUUGUCCACUUGCCCUUUGGCUACGGGCCCAUGCCAGAAAGCUUGACCAACAAGAAGAUCUUCUACUUUGACAUCGAUAACUGUUUGUACCAUCGUUCAACGCUGAUCCACGAAUUGAUGCAAGUCAAAAUCCACAACUAUUUCAAAGACAACCUACAGCUCAACGACGAAGACGCCCACAAGUUGCACAUGAACUACUACAAGACCUACGGGUUGGCUAUUGAAGGUUUGGUAAGAAACCACCAGGUGGAUGCUUUGGACUACAAUGCCCAAGUUGAUGAUUCUUUAGACUUGAAAUCUGUUUUGUCGUACAAUGCUGAAUUGCGUAAAAUGUUGAUUGCUAUUAAGGCAAGUCAUCAGUUCGACUAUUUCUGGUUGGUGACGAACGCGUACAAGAACCACGCCUUGAGAGUGGUAUCGUUCUUAGGAUUGGGUGACUUGUUUGAAGGCUUGACCUUUUGUGAUUACUCUAAGUUCCCUAUCAUCUGUAAACCUAUGGCCAAGUUCUUUCAUGGUACACUUAACGUUACCAAUGUGGACUAUAAUGACGCCGAGGUCAUGAAGAAACAGUACUUUAUCGACGACAGCGAGCUUAACGCAAAGGCUGCUCACAAGUUGGGCUUUGGAAAUGUGAUCCAUUAUGUGGAAAUUGACCUGGACUACGAUAGAAUCAAAGCAAAGCCCGAUUUUGAAGAAUAUUAUGGAGCUGGCGAUAAUAGCGACAAGUCCAAAAUCAGAAUACUCCGCCACAUACUUGAAUUGCCUUCUGUCUUGUAGAUCAUAUAGAAUAAUAAACACAAUAUAG